This is a messenger RNA of Leptosia nina, 930 nucleotides long. Lineage: Eukaryota; Metazoa; Arthropoda; Insecta; Lepidoptera; Pieridae. The record is from the annotation of a GenBank genome assembly.
AUGGGUUUGGAAUAUAACGCCGAUGGCACCCCCUACGUCUUGUGGGGUGGGCACCGAAUAGAGCUAGAGAGAGAUCCUCUGACGGAAAAGUGUUACACAGAAAAAGCAGAAAAGGAACUCAGGGAGACGCCCGAGAAUGUAGAGAAGGCUCUGAAGGAGCUGAGAGAACUGUUAAAAGGAGAAUCAAACCUUGUUAUACCAAUAGAGGAUGACGCAUUUUUAAUGAAGUUCUUAAGGCCAUGCAAGUUCUACGCCGAGAGUGCAUUUAAACGGAUACAAGCGUACUACAAAUUCCGCUUGUCACACGCCGAAAACUGUCGAGAUCUUUGUCCUAGUGCAGUCAGAGCGGCUUUCAAGCAUUCCAUCGUGUCUAUACUCUCGCCUAGAGACCAGCAUGGACGUCGCAUUAUGGUAGUGGAAUCUGGAGAACGUUGGAAGCCUCGCGAUGUUCCAUUAUCAGAGGUCUUCAGAGGAGUGCAGUUGGGUCUGGAGUCUGCCAUGGAAGAACCACGCACCCAAGUGUGCGGUGUGAACGUAGUUUUAGAUAUGAACGGAUUAUCCUUUACGCAAAUCAUGCAAUUUACUCCAUCUUUUGCCAAGAUGGUUGUAGACUGGAUUCAGGAUUGCAUACCCAUUCGUCUGAAAGGAGUACACAUUGUGAACCAGCCCUUUAUAUUCAACGUGUUAUUUGCAAUUUUCAAACCGUUUUUGCGGGAAAAGCUACGUUCACGAAUACAUUUUCACGGUUUCGAUAAAAGUUCUCUAUUAAAACACAUAGAUGGCGUGGCUUUGAUGAAGCGGCUUGGAGGAAACCUACCUGAUGACGAAAUUACUGGAGAUAUGAUGUGGAACAUGCUGUAUUAUUAUGAGGAUGCUUUUAAAGUUAAAAAUGCGGAAGGAUACAUCAACAAUAAAAAUAACAACAAAUGA